AGUCUCCAGUUGCACAAUCGCAAAUCACGACUAUUCUUACUUUGCUACAGAAAGUGCAGGACAAUUUUUCAGUUAUGUCUAAGCAACUUGACAACACCCAUAUCCCAACUUCCAGUAUUUCCAAUAUCACGGGCUUGUCACCAACAAUAAUUCAAGAGGCUGCAAUAGAAGAUGCAUUUGACAGUGCUACUACAAGGGAUAGCAAAGAGAUUGCCUCUGCUUUGGGUGAUGGACAUUCAAGCAUUGCAAAUAAUUUUGAGGUACAUCUUGACACUUUGAUCGAUACAAACUUCCUUUUAGUUGGGACAGAUUCGGUCAUGGGAGAUGAACAUUCAGGUCAUGCAGACCAGGUGUUUGAUGAAAGUUCUCACCAGAUUGAAGACUCUGUCCAUGAAUUUGACAUGGCAUUUGACUUGGUAGAGGAUAAUUCAAUGGGGUUGCAAAUGCCUUUGCAAGUAACUGAGGUGGUAAGUACACCUACUUGGUGCGUUGAAAUUGAUUAUCGUGGUGAUAUGCACUCUAGGAAAUCAAAUGUUGCGGAAGAUGAAUGUCUUGAAACUAAUACAGACAUAGUGUUUGGUGGAAGUCUCCAGCGAAACGAGUCCACCCUACAGGGCCAAUUCGCAAAUCUGAAGCUUGUAGUGACUGAAAAUUCUGUUUUCCAUGAGACUUUGAGUUCUAACUUUGAUGCACCAAUAAGAGUUGAUGGUGAGAUCUCCCUUAUCCCUCGUGAUGAUGAGGAUGAGAUUGCUGAGUCUUAUCCAAGCCUAUUCAAUCAGUCAUUUUUUGCCCAUUUUGGGGCUCUAGCAAUUGAGAGCAUGACAGAUGGCUUACCCACUUGUUAUUGGUUUGACACUGGGCAAUAUGUUUCUCAGUCCAUUACCUUCGUGUUCAGACGUAGGAAAUGUGGUGAUCAUUUAUCUGCAACGGACUUUGAUAAGAAUGAUUAUCUUCCUAUUAUUGGCGCUCAAGGUGGCAAUGUCCAAUUUUGUGCCAUUAUGUGCUCAAGUUGUUAUAGCAGUGGGGACGACUCAAAAACAGCUUGUGAAGGAGCAGGUCACAAUUGGUUGCUCGACGUGUUGGCGAGUUACGUCCUAGCUAAAGAAUCGGGCAAUUCAAAGGUGCACCAAAUGUUCGACACAAUAUCCAAUGAAGCUUGGAAGGAAAAAUUUAAUGAGGGAAUAAGACAUGCUGAAUGUUUCUUUUCUAUGGAUGCCGGAGUGAAUCUGUUCAUCGUUAAGGUUGGUGGAAUGGUGAAGGUUAAUUGUGUGUGGGAUCCGGGAAUCAGUUCCAAGACUAUGCACCAAAAUGGUCUUAUGGAGACCACCGAGGCACACCUAUUGCUCGAAUUUAUUGAUAUUACUUCUCGACUUCUUCAUUACUUUUUUGAUGCUCACUUGAAAGAGAGUACUCAAUCUAAAAAAAGGAGGAAGACGACAUUAAGGGGACUCUUGGUAUUUUCUUAUGUGUGGUUGAGUUUGUCACAAGAUAAGGGAUGGCAAGUUUUACUUGACAUAUAUACGUGCGUGGAAGCUAAGGAUAUGCCUAGUGAUAUUAAGCUUUGUGUUCUUACUCUUGUUUAUGCUGCGUUACUGGAGCCAAAGCAGGAGAGACCUGUUUAUAAUGGACAACCCCACAAUAAUGGCCAAUCUAUGUCAAUUGUCACAAUUCUUAUGGUACCUAUCAGUGUGCCUAAAACGACAAUUGUGUUGGUUUAUGGUCAAGAGUACAUUUUACCUCCUUGAUUAGUACAGAUUCACCCAAAUCUCAGAAAUAUGGCUUUCAACAUGCCUAUGUUCAGUGCAAAAACUUCAUCCCAAAUAGUGAGUUGUGAUUUGGUUUUAUUUGGGACUAAUUCAUUGUUUCAAGUAGUGCACAAAAUCACAAUAUCAAUGACGAAACCACUUGGUGCAUGGAUUGACAAAUAUUUAACUGUUGAAGUUAUAAUGCAGCAUCAAAAAGUGUCAACAGAUCAAUGUGCUUAUUGGUGUUUGAAAAUGAUAUAUAUUUCUCCUGAUGACAUCUCAUUUUGGGUUGAUACUCAUACUAGUGUGUGUCCAAUGAUUAAUCUAAAUUGCAUGUGUGGUUUUGAGUGCAUCUAUGUUGCAGGUAUUGUGACUUUUAAAUGGGUCAAGAUUGGUCAAUCUACUCAGCUACUGUUAUCUGAGGCAAUUGGUGAGGAGCAUGCUAUUUCCUUUGUUAUUGCCUUGAACCUUGAGGACAAGGUUCUUAUUGACGACGGGAGUAUUGUUAUGAACCAAAUCCAGCCCAAUGUAGAUACUAAUGUCAUACAAGUUGUUAUUGGGCUGACAAGAGCUAUUGGGCCGAGAACCAGCAAUAGGGCCAGGUUAAUUUGGAAUCCGGGUUGAGU
Molecule: messenger RNA, 2371 nt
Organism: Solanum stenotomum
Lineage: Eukaryota; Viridiplantae; Streptophyta; Magnoliopsida; Solanales; Solanaceae
Exons: 2
Coding region: 75-1745 (556 amino acids)
Source: RefSeq, a predicted model, not a curated record